Messenger RNA from Tribolium castaneum (red flour beetle), 633 nucleotides. It is a transcript of the gene Ak6, whose product is annotated as Adenylate kinase 6. Gene Ontology annotation, molecular function: AMP kinase activity; ATP binding; ATP hydrolysis activity. The transcript has a single exon. Lineage: Eukaryota; Metazoa; Arthropoda; Insecta; Coleoptera; Tenebrionidae. The coding region runs from base 78 to 620 and encodes 180 amino acids. Gene Ontology annotation, cellular component: cytoplasm; nucleus. The record is from RefSeq and is a predicted model, not a curated record.
CUCCCUAGAAAAAGUGGAUGUGCCGCACACUUAUCACGUGUCAAACUUUGAGGUUAUGUCACAUUUGACGCAAGAAAAUGGCAAGUCCUACGCAAAUAAAGCGGCAAGCCCCUAAUAUACUAGUCACAGGCACACCAGGGGUUGGAAAAUCAACAUUGUGCCAGAAAUUGAGCGAAAUCAGUGGUUUACAAUGGCUGGAAAUAUCGAAAAUCGCGAAAGAGAACAACUGUCUUGAAGAAUACGAUGAAGUUUAUCAGUGCCCUAUUUUGGACGAGGACAAGCUUUUGGACGGUUUGGAAGACGUGAUGUGUAAAGGUGGCAACAUAGUUGAUUACCACAGUUGUGAGUUUUUCCCCGAACGGUGGUUUGACGUGGUUUUCGUGCUACGCACCGACAAUACGACUUUGUACGAUAGACUAGUUAGUAGGGGUUACACUGGCAAGAAACUCGAAGAUAACAUUGAUUGCGAGAUUUUUCAAGUGUUGUUAGAUGAGGCUAAAGCAUCCUACAAUGUUAAUAUAGUGCAUGAACUGAGUAAUGUGACACCUCAAGAGUUAGAAGACAAUGUGAAUAGGAUAUGUUUGUGGCUCCAACAGUGGUUUCAAGACAACCAACAAUAAAUCGUUUAACUCA